UCCUGGAAGCCGAAUUCAGUUAUGGACGUUCCCGCAGGAGGAAUACACGAACUGUGAUACGAAUUUAUCACGCACAUACACACACGCACACGCACAUACGCCUGCUUUACGCAUACACACACGCACAUACCACGCAUGCACCUCCCGCUCGUCUUCCCGAGAUCAUCCUUCACCUGGCUUUCUCGCACGUCUCACCACGGCUCUCCCCCGCUCUACAUCGACCUCGACUUCGACCUUUUCUGCCGACUUCCGAACCCGGCUCUAGGUGUCACUUGUAUGACCAGGAAACUGACGGCCGAUGGUUUCUCGUUUCGUCCCGUACAGAUCAUCUACCUCCGAGCCACCGGAGGUGAGGUCGGAGCUUCGUCCGCUUUGGCCCCCAAGAUCGGUCCUUUGGGUCUUUCGCCCAAGAAGGUCGGUGAAGACAUCGCCAAGGCCACCGGUGACUGGAAGGGUCUCCGAGUCACCGUCCAGUUGACCAUCCAGAACCGUCAGGCCAAGGUCAGCGUCGUCCCCAGCGCUUCGAGUUUGGUCAUCAAGGCCUUGAAGGAGCCUCCUAGGGACCGAAAGAAGGAGAAGAACAUCAAGCACACUGGUAACGUUUCUUUCGACGAGAUCGUCUCGAUCGCCCGAAAGAUGCAGCACAAGUCGCUCGCCAAGAACCUCUCUGGUACCGUCAAGGAGAUUCUCGGAACCGCCCAGUCGGUCGGAUGCACCGUCGACAGGAAGAACCCUCACGACGUUAUCGAGGGUAUCGAUGACGGUUCGGUCGAGGUUCCCGAGGAGUAGAGGGUGCGGUCUUUGCUUGUAGUUUGGGGAGGAGACGCGACCAUGACGAGACGCAUAUAUACAGAUGCUCAACCCAAAAUCAUUCGAGACCUCGUGUGAGGAGGGCAGGUCAGGGAGCGGUUGUUUGGCGCGGGUGUGCAGCACGAUUCUGCCUCUUGCAAUGAAGCUGGACUGCAUGGCUGUACCUUUGGGGCGGAUCACGAUGCUUCUGUAGCAGAAUAUACCUCGACACCACUUCUUCUACAGCGCUGUCGAUCCCCUUUUCUAUAGCUCAGAAAUCCAGCUCGGGCAGUAGGAACUUGCCAUCCGAUUCACGCGCGAUCUUGAU
Messenger RNA from Filobasidium floriforme, 1117 nucleotides. Its product is annotated as 60S ribosomal protein L12-like protein. Gene Ontology annotation, cellular component: cytosolic large ribosomal subunit; ribosome. The transcript is spliced from 3 exons. NCBI's taxonomy places the organism in Eukaryota, Fungi, Basidiomycota, Tremellomycetes, Filobasidiales, Filobasidiaceae. Gene Ontology annotation, biological process: translation. Gene Ontology annotation, molecular function: large ribosomal subunit rRNA binding; structural constituent of ribosome. The coding region runs from base 136 to 789 and encodes 217 amino acids. The record is from RefSeq and is a predicted model, not a curated record.